CUGAUGGAGACGAUCCCCAUGAUCCCCAGUGCCAGCACCUCCCGGGGCUCCUCCUCCCGCCAGUCCAGCACCGCCGCCAGCUCCAGCUCCAGCGCCAACUCGGGGGCCAGAGCCCCCCCGACCAGGUCCCAGACCAACUGCUGUUUGCCCGAAGGGACCAUGAACAACGUCUACGUCAACAUGCCGACCAACUUCUCGGUGCUGAACUGCCAGCAGGCUACCCAGAUCGUGCCGCACCAGGGGCAGUACCUGCACCCCCAGUACGUGGGCUACGCCGUGCCACACGACUCGAUGCCGCUGGCCCCGGUGGCCCCCUUCCUGGACGGCUUGCAGGGCGGCUACAGGCAGAUCCAGUCUCCGUACCCGCACACCAGCAGCGACCAGAAGAUGUACCCGGCCGUGACUGUCUAGCGCUGACGCCUUCCUCCCCCUCCCCACCUGGCAGAUUUCAAUAUCUAAACUGAACGGAGGAGAAAUUCUUCCUCGGAACGAUGCUCCCAGAACAUCACUUGUAAAUAAUUUUGAAAGGCUCGUGCAUGUCAGACGGUGUUUAUAAACCAUUUAUUUUCAUCGGGGCCCGUUGCCAGAAACUGUAGGAUGAUAUCUCUGAAUUAACGUUGCCAGAUACGCUCUCAUUCCAGCGCAUGAUUUACAGCGGCAAAGGAUUACGCUGAAAAUGCAUAUGUAUUUUGGAUCACUGUACUUGCGAGAUAAAUGCCGGAGCCAUUAAGUGCCCUUCAGGUAUGACA
Cariama cristata (Red-legged seriema) is the source of this 749-nucleotide messenger RNA. RefSeq names its product protein shisa-2 homolog. The transcript has a single exon. The record is from RefSeq and is a predicted model, not a curated record. The annotation marks the transcript as partial. NCBI's taxonomy places the organism in Eukaryota, Metazoa, Chordata, Aves, Cariamiformes, Cariamidae.